GUUGAGCAACCGGAUGGCAGAAGAACUGCCGACGAUUCCGCGUGUGGCUGGACCGAUGAGCUUUGCGAGUGUGUCGGCCGUGUACCAGGGCCCACAUUUGGCUUCAAUCGGCGGAUUCGCUGCAUGGCGAGUAGCGUUCUUGAGUGCUGCGGGCGACCUGCGCCUCGCCAAGUACUACACGAACCCCAACUAUGAAGACGCGGUCCUGACCGACCUUAUCUCCCCGGCCAAGACCCAUCUCUUGACGAGCCGCGCCGAGUGCGCCGAGCCCGAGGUGCCGAGUGGGUUGAGCGCUCGCAAGUGGGAAAAACACAUGCAACGUCGCCAGGCCCGCGUGCAGGAGCGCGUCGCGCUGGCGUUGACAAAAGAAGCAGCGCACUUGAAGAGUCGCGCUUUGCGCACCGCGCGUCUGUACCUUCUCUCUGCGUUGGCGCCACCGCUGCGCUCGAAAGCCAGCGCUCUCUCAAGCCCAAGCGCGAUCUGGUCGUGGCUCGACACCACGUUUCGCGGUGCACCGAUCCACGCGACUGGCGCGGGACUCUUUCGCCAGCUCCAGUGCGCCAUGCAGAUCAAGCACAUGCGCGGCGAGGACGCUAUGGAGUUCUUUGAGCGCUUUGAAAUCGCCGCCAACGAGUACAUUGUGCCGUAUCUAACCGCGGCCGGCAGUGCCAGCGAUGCGACGCAGUCUUACGCCGACGUGGUGGGCGACCGCUUCCGCGUCGCGCUGCUGGCCAAUGCGCUGCCCCCGCAUUUGCGAGACCAGUUUGAGCAGUGGCAAGCAGGCUUUGCGCACUGGGACUACACUCGCAUCAAGCAGCACGUCGUGAGUCAAAUGGAAGCGGCGCAUCACGCAGCACGCGCUGCCAGUCCGCCGCAGGAGCUAGUGCACGACGGGCUGCCCGUCAAGAAGGAGCCGAGCUGCAGCUUUUGCCAGUCGACGAGACAUUCGGAAGCAACGUGCGUGCAGCCCACCAAGGCCAGCGCUCACGCCACCGAUCAGGUGCCACCUCGCAAGCGCCGCCGACAGGUCGAAGAGCCAGCUCGGAUCAAGACCGAGGGACGCGAGCGGGCGAUCUCCAUUGCCGACUCGUCCGACGCCCAUGUCAAACGACGUUAAACGAUAGGGUAAACGAAUUCGAAUCGCGCACUUCUGCCAAAUGAAACAGCAAUUCGCC
Messenger RNA from Saprolegnia diclina VS20, 1175 nucleotides. RefSeq lists its product as hypothetical. Bases 14 to 1117 code for a protein of 367 amino acids. The transcript has a single exon. The record is from RefSeq and is a predicted model, not a curated record. Lineage: Eukaryota; Oomycota; Saprolegniomycetes; Saprolegniales; Saprolegniaceae.